GAAUAAGAAGAAACUAUAGUGUGUUAAUUUUAUUUAUAUUAAUUUUUUAUCUAUUUGUUCAUCUACUUUUAUAAUAUUGAAAAGGAAAAAUGAAACUCAGUCAACGAACAAUGGAAGAGUUUUCAAAUUAUUGCGUAAUAGAAUUUAUAUUUCAUUCGUUCCAUUCGACCUAAUUUUUUGUGUAAUUUUCAUACUUCCGCUAUGUUAGAAACGCCAUUUUGGAUUUUUUUUUCGUUCUAUUACUUUAAUAUUUUUCGGUAUUUUUAAUCAGCGAAUUUUGUAAAACGAGGUUUUAAAAACAUGAAUUUAACAUUAAUUAAAAAUGUGUUUUAAAAUGGAAUUCCAUUUCAAAAUGCAUUCGAUACUAAUUUGGAACGUAUUUUAUUACUUUUCUACGUCAUUGCUUGGUAAAGUAUCAUUCGAAUUCACAAAAGCUAGUAUUUCGCGCAAAAGUUUCAUCAUCAUGUGAUUCAUCGUAAGUAAAGAAGAGAUAGUGAGGCAAUGAAUUGCUUAAUUAAUUUUUUUUUUGCUUUUUUAAAUGGAGACUCGGCAGUAGAGAAAAAAAAAUACAAAUGGCUG
Messenger RNA from Clunio marinus, 579 nucleotides. NCBI's taxonomy places the organism in Eukaryota, Metazoa, Arthropoda, Insecta, Diptera, Chironomidae. The record is from the annotation of a GenBank genome assembly.